Parnassius mnemosyne (clouded apollo) is the source of this 1461-nucleotide messenger RNA. The record is from the annotation of a GenBank genome assembly. Lineage: Eukaryota; Metazoa; Arthropoda; Insecta; Lepidoptera; Papilionidae.
AUGGAAGAAAAGUUAAAUGAAAUGGAACAAGCUGGUAUCAUCACAAGGACAUCAACGCCUUACAGUAGUCCAUUGACAUUCACUCUUAAAAAAGACGGCUCAAUUAGAGUUCUGCUUGAUGCCAGAAGCAUAAAUAAGAAAAUGUUUGCAGAAACAAACAAACCACCUAUACAAUUAGAUGUUUUGAAUUCAUUUCACGGAGCGAAUUAUAUCACUACCAUUGACUUAAAUAAUGCAUAUUUUCAAAUUCCGAUAAAUAAAGAUGGUAGAAAAUAUACUGGAUUCACAUUCAAUGGAAAGUCAUAUGUAUAUAAUGUUUUGCCGCAAGGAUUAAAAACAUCAGUAGGAAGCUUUAGCAGAGCCAUGAAUUUAAUAUUAGGACCAGAAGUCCAAGAAUUUUGUGUGAACUAUUUAGAUGAUCUAGCCAUUAUUACAACAGGAACAUUAGAUAAACAUUUGGAGCACAUUGAUAUUGUUUUAAGUAAAUUGAACAAAGCUGGCUUAACGUGUAACUUGCAGAAAUGUGAAUUUAUUUGUAAAGAAAUUAAAAUGCUGGGUUUUAUAAUUUCAACAGAAGGCAUAAAGACAGAUCCCGAUAAGAUUCGAGCGAUUCAAGAGUUUCCAGCACCUAAGAAGAUUAAACAAUUAAGGGCCUUUUUAGGUCUAUGCAAUUCUUAUAGAAGGUUUAUACCAAAUUACAGCGAGAGCAUAAUACCGCUCUGUGAAUUACUUAAAAAGGGACGAAAGUUCCAAUGGAGCGGUAAAGAACAGAAGGCAUUUGAUUUUAUAAAACAACAAUUUAUUAAUACAAUACAAUUGCAUCAUCCAGAUUUUAAUAAGCCGUAUUAUUUACAAACAGAUUGUUCCGGUGUGGGUAUGGCCGGAGUACUAUAUCAGAUAGAUGAUAAUAAUGAAAUGAGAAUUUUAGGCUAUCAUAGUAAAGCCUUAAAAGGCCCCGAAUUAAAUUGGUCUGUUACUGAACAAGAGUUUUAUGCUGUAAUAAGCUGCCUAAAGAAAUUUGAAACAUAUUUGAGGGGCAGUAAAGUAAUAAUACUAACUGAUCAUAAAGCAUUAUUGUUUAUUAAUAAUAUGAAGUUAUUCAAUGGUAGAGUAACCAGAUGGAUUUUGUAUAUAGAACAAUUUAAUUAUGAAGUACAGCAUAUAUCGGGUAGACGUAAUAUUGUUGCAGAUGUGCUAUCACGUUAUCCUCCUGAUGGCGAUUUAAUACAAGAGGAUAAAAAUAAUAGUUUAGAAAUUGCUUACACAGAGAGCGAACCGAAUAUUGAGUUGAUAGAAAAAUUAAAAUCCUUAUCAGUAUAUCAAUUACAAGAUUCAGAGUCGUUGGCUAUUAUUGAAAAGUUAAAGACAUUAAAUACUUCCAUAAUAAAACAAAACAAUAAAUUUAAAAGGUAUAGUUUGAAAAUGAUGUAUUAUAUUACAAAACGAAUUUACAAGAAGUAA